Messenger RNA from Dioscorea cayenensis subsp. rotundata (Guinea yam), 3248 nucleotides. RefSeq lists its product as uncharacterized. The transcript has 2 exons. NCBI's taxonomy places the organism in Eukaryota, Viridiplantae, Streptophyta, Magnoliopsida, Dioscoreales, Dioscoreaceae. The coding region runs from base 22 to 1644 and encodes 540 amino acids. The record is from RefSeq and is a predicted model, not a curated record.
GAUACCAUAUCCAGAGCACAUAUGAGAUUUCAGACGGCGCUUUAUGGAAAGUUCUUCGGGAAAUCGCCACCGUUUGAACAAGUGAAGGAGAUACUCACUGCAAAAUGGAAUGAUCUUGGUUCUUUUCAGAUAUCCGACCUACCGAACGGAUAUUUACUGAUUCGGUGUAGCACGCACGAAGCAAUGCAGAAGUUGCUCUUUGAAGGUCCAUGGGCGGUGAAUGGCACUGUAUUGCAGCUUGUCCCUUGGAAGCCCUACUUCGAGCCGGCGCACUCGAAACUCUCCACAGCAGCUCUCUGGGUGCAGCUCCACAACCUUCCGGUUGAGUUCUGGGAAGGGGAGGCCCUGGAAUCCAUCUCUUCGUUAUUCGGCAGGUUGCUUAAAAUUGAUGAGUUUACUUCCUCUCUUUCCAGGUCCAAAUACGCACGUCUCUGCGUGGAAAUAGAUAUUACUAAACCUCUCAAACAGGGUUUUUGGGUAGGGGAUGAGGAACACAGAGUGUUCGUUGUGGUACUGUAUGAACGUCUCCCCAUAUUUUGCUACCUCUGCGGACUGGUUGGACAUGGUUCAAAUUCCUGCAACCGCCAGAGCCCAGUCUGUUCGGAGAAGCCCUCUCAACCCCGCUGCGAGGAUCUGGAUGAUCAGCAACGGCAUGAGGUCAGGGUUUCUCAUGAACACAUGGGUGAAGGUAUGGAUGUGGGAAUGGCUCCAGAACCGGUGUCCUUGCCGGAGUUAAUGGAGAAUGUGGUGGAGAUACCAAAUACGGACUAUGGUCCUUGGAUGCUGGUUUCGAGACGGCGGGGUCGUGGUGGAGGUCGCGGCGGCGCUCGUGGUCUCGGGGGUCCGGGAUCACGUGGAGCGCAUGCGACUUCACGUGACCUGACCGUUCCUCUCCCCAACGUCUCGAAAACAAACACUACUGUUGCAUGCCCGACACGUGGUAAGAGCUCCUCGCGAGGCAGGGGAGGUACUGUCAGGGUAGCGUCUUUUGGUCGCAGCGAGGCAUCAGGGGUUUUGUCUCCUUCUUCUAACAUUGAUGUGGCGCACUAUGCUCAAUGUCCUGGGGAAGCGUCCAAACCCUCUGACACUGGUGAUGCGCACAACGCUCGAUGCUCUGGUAUUUUCGAUGGCCCCCCUCUGGAAUCUAGUGAGCGUGUUGGAGGGGUCUCCUUGUCUCUCGAGGAGAACUUGAUUGUUGAAAAGGAAGGGAUUACCGAGUUGGUCAAGCCUCAUGAUAAGCCUACACUCUCUGUGAUCCAGAAAGGAAAGGGGGUUGCCUCUUUACAGUCCCAGCAACCUUCUGGGUUUCCUCCGGUACUGCGAGUCUCCUUGCCAGCCCCUGAAGCCUCACCCUCUUGUACCCCGUCAGACCCUCAUACGAUGAUGGUAGACAAAGUCUCCAUUGCUCUUACAUCCCCUUCUCGUUCACCUGAUGUCUCGGAUCAGGAAAUGAGUGAUUCUGAGGAGGAGGAUGAAGAGGAUGAGGCUCUGGAUGGUGCAGAGAUGGAGGAACCGGACGAUCUCAUGACGCUUGAUAAUUAUCAAAGUGUCUACAGGAAAGAGGUUCUCUCUAGAAAGAGUAACCAGGUGCAGACGUUUCCUCAGAAGAAAGGGAGAGUAGAAGUGGAGGGAAAUGAACCUUGAUUCUCCUUUUCACUUUUCUUUUAUUUCUCUAGUUUCAGUUGUUCAUGGUUUUAUUUGUCUUCGCUUUUACCAUAGUUUGAUUAUGAUUACGGAAGCUACUAAGAUGAUUUGUUGGAACUGCAGGGGCAUAUCAAGUAGGGAUACUGUCUCCAGAGUUCUUCACCUCCUGAAGAAGUUUAAUCCAUCUAUAUUCUGCUUAGUUGAAACAAGAGCCAAUGAUGAAAGAUUGGAUCGUUUUUGCAAUAGAUUAAAAUCCAAGUGGAAAUGGGCAGCGAUCGUCGCCGAGGGUUACUCGGGGGGUAUAAUAGUAAUUUGGGACAAAAAUAUUGGGUCUGUUACCCCCUUGGUUAAAACUAAAUUUGUUCUUCACCUAGUCAUCACUACAGGUAACUCCAAUACUUGGAUUAUUUCCACGGUUUAUAAUUCCAAUACUCUGCAGGGUCAAUAUAUCCUUUGGAGAGAACUAUCAGGUUUGAAUUCUCUGAACUUGCCUUGGAUUAUUAUGGGGGAUUUUAAUGCGGUUACUACACAGGAUGAGCAUAGAGGUGGUUCCCAUUAUUAUUAUAGUCGCAAGGCUAGUGUUUUCUCGGAUUUUAUUAACUCUAAUAAUCUUUUGGAUAUUGAGUAUGUAGGUUCUCAAUUCACUUGGUGUAACAAUCGCCAUGGUCUAGCCAGACGGUGGGCACGCCUUGAUCGGUGUCUUGCUAACUCGCUCUGGUUAAAUCAUUUUGAAUCGUGUUUAGUUAAACAUCUCCCGCGUUUUCUUUCUGAUCACUCACCUUUGCUUCUUUCGAUUUUCCCUCGUAAUUUAACUAAAAAAAGAAUUUUUCGUUUUGAUAAUUACUGGUUAAAUUACAUUGGCUGUCAUUCUGUGGUCAGGGAAGCUUGGCUCUUUAAGUCCCGAUCUAAUCCUAUGCAUACUGUCUCUCAUUUAAUUGCACGUACUAGAUCCUUGCUUUUAGAGUGGAAAUCCAAAGGUCUUGAUCCUCUGGAAACUAAUAUUAAUAAACUGGAGAGUGCAAUUUUUGAAGCUGAACUCAAGGAUGAUACGGGUGAGUUGGAUGAUUCUUCCAUUCAGUCUCUUUCUAACAUGUAUAAUAAACUCUCAGCUUUGCAAAGGCAAAAUAGCAUCAAGUGGGCACAGAGGGCAAGGUUAAUGUGGGUACACUGUGGUGAUAACAACUCUUCCUUCUUUCAUAACUCUGUUAGAUUUCGCAGUCAUAUUAAUUCCAUUACUCAUAUUAUGGACUCUGAUGGUAAUGUAUUUCUAGAUCAAAGGGAUAUAAAUCAGGUUUUUAUCAAUUACUUUACAGAUCUCUGGCAUAAUAGCUCUACUAGUGAUUUUCAGGGAAUUUUACAGGCUCUUCCCUCGGAUCUUCCCCAAAUUUCAAACUCUGAAGGGGAGCUUUUGAUUAAAGACAUCACUCUUAAAGAAGUUCAUGAGGCUUUGCUCUCUCUCCCCACUGGUAAAAGUCCAGGUCCAGAUGGGUUAAAUGCAGAAUUCUAUCGUUUUUAUUGGCAUGAGAUAGACUCAGGAAAUCUGGAUCCAGAUCAGUAAUGCAAUUAGGAAACCGAUUCAUAUUCCCAAUGGAAUCUCUUCUGGG